Lingula anatina is the source of this 8103-nucleotide messenger RNA. Its product is annotated as Fanconi anemia group M protein. The record is from RefSeq and is a predicted model, not a curated record. Lineage: Eukaryota; Metazoa; Brachiopoda; Lingulata; Lingulida; Lingulidae. Gene Ontology annotation, biological process: double-strand break repair via synthesis-dependent strand annealing; interstrand cross-link repair. Gene Ontology annotation, molecular function: 3'-5' DNA helicase activity; four-way junction DNA binding; ATP binding.
AGAGGCCAUAAACAUGGAAAAGCCUCAGUGCAGAGCAAAUUUUUGCAUAUUUAUUGACUGUUGUUCUGUAUAAAGUAUGAUGACAAACGCAGUAUGUAGGCGAGUUUUACAAUGAAUGUAUACUGCUUCAGAGAAGUAUCCAAAGUUAUAAAAUUAGAGCCGCUCAAACGUUUAAGCGUCCAGCCAGCAAGUGACAGCAUAGUCAACAGGAACGUUGAAAGGCCGAGCGUGUUGAAAGGGUCAACUUUGUUGAUUUAAGCCCGCAAACCCCAGCAUGAGAUGGAUUAUUAGAAGUGAUACUGGUUUUAUGACAUCACAGUUAUGAGUAAAAGUAAGCAGACGACCCUUUUCCAAAGCUGGGGCAAUAAAGGUGAAGGGGCAAGGCCAAGAGUUUCCUCACAGAAGCCCAGCACCAGUUCUGGUAUCAGUGGCAGUGCUAGUACCAGUGGGGCAAAGAGAACCAUUACUGGAGAUCCUGUUGAUACAGUGGAACUCUUAGACAGUGAAGAUGAAGAAGACAUGUUACUGGCCAUGGCCAUGGAACAGAGCUUGAAGGAAAUACAACCAGGACAAGAUUUGGCAGACCCAAAACCCACAUGCAUAAACCCUUUGCCCGCUUGUGGUAAUAUUACUAAUAUUGCUAUUUCUAGUGCAAAUGAUGACCAUGCUUCGCACACAGAUGUGGCCAGGACUGACAUCAAUAAUACCUCAAUUGAAGAGAUACCUGGUUUUGACAUGUCAGCUGGCAGGCUCUGGAUCUACCCCACCAACUACCCUGUACGCACAUACCAGUACGAUAUCGUCCAGCAAUGUCUGUAUAAAAACACCCUUGUAGCUCUGCCUACUGGCCUGGGCAAGACCUUCAUUGCUGCUGUGGUGAUGUAUAACUUUUACCGGUGGUACCCUGAGGGGAAGAUAGUGUUCAUGGCCCCCACCAAACCUCUGGUAGCUCAGCAGAUAGAGGCAUGUUAUAAUAUCAUGGGAAUACCUCAAACUGAUACUGCUGUUAUGACAGGUGCAAUGCUUCCUCCAGAGAGACUUCGAGCAUGGAGCCAGAAGCGUGUAUUCUAUCUGACCCCACAGGUGAUGACAAAUGACCUGAGCCGAGGCGCCUUUCCUGCUGAAGACAUCAAAUGUUUGGUUGUAGACGAGGCUCACAAAGCUCUUGGAAACCAUGCAUACUGCCAGGUGGUGAGAGAGCUUGUAAAGUAUUCCAGGGAUUUCCGUGUUCUAGCCCUAAGUGCCACACCAGGGAGUGAUCUCAAGGCAGUGCAGCAGGUGCUGACCAACCUGCUUGUGUCUCACAUAGAGCUGAGAACAGAGGACAGUGCAGAUAUCAAGGCAUAUGCACAUGACAGAAAGGUGGAGAAAAUUGUGGUAAAGCUGGGAGCUGAGUUGGAUGCUGUGAAGACUAAAUACAUGCAGAUACUGAGUGUUGUGGUUGGCAAGCUGGUAAAACUGAGAGUUUUGUAUAACAGGGAGCCAACAAGUUUGUCAAAGUUCCUGAUUUUAAAAGCAAGGGAGCAGUUCAGACAGGACCCACCUCAACAUUUACAAAGACAUCAGUAUGGCAUUGUUGAGGGAGACUUUGCAAUGUGUAUGAGCUUAUAUCACGGCUUUGAGCUCCUGCAGCAGCAUGGACUGAGGUCUCUGCACCAGUUCCUGAAGAGUAUUGUCAGUGGAGAAAAGGGACAUGGCAGAACUCGCAGUGAGCUGAUGAGGAACCAAGACUUCAACGCCAUAAUGGAGAUGCUGGAGGAAAAGUUUGAACCUAAGGCUAACCAUGUCACCCAGUCUGGUCCCAGCCAAUCAGGACUUGACCCUGCCUUUGUAUCAGGACACCCCAAACUGGAGAAGUUACAGGAAGUUGUACUGGAACACUUUAAGAAAUUUCAGAAUGACAGCACUGCCACACGCAUCAUGAUAUUCUCCCAGUACAGAGACAGUGUGAAAGAGAUCAAUGACAUGCUGGAGAGACACAGGCCACUGGUGAGAGUGAUGAGCUUCAUAGGACAGUCAUCAGCUGGGAAAGCUACCAAAGGGUUUUCACAAAAAGAACAACUUAGGGUAAUGAAGCAGUUCCGAGAUGGAGGGUACAACACCCUGGUGUCCACAUGUGUUGGUGAGGAAGGUUUAGACAUUGGGGACGUGGAUCUUAUCAUCUGUUUUGAUGCUCACAAGAGUCCCAUACGCCUCAUACAGAGGAUGGGGAGAACUGGCCGCAAGCGGGAGGGACGGAUUGUCAUGCUUGUGACGGAAGGAAAGGAAGAAAAUAUUUACAACCAGAGCCAAUAUAGUAAGCGCAGUAUCCACAAAGCCAUUAUGAACGGUGCCAAGACCCUUAAGUUUUACCCCCACAGUCCCCGCAUGGUCCCCAGGGGUGUGAAGCCCCAGUGCCACAAGAUGCACAUCACUGUCAGCAAGACAUUCAAUAAAAGUAGCAAGGGAAGGAGAGAGAGCAGUGGUGGUGGGCAGAAGAAAGUUACAGGAAUGCUGGGAGGUUUAGUGAAGAAGACCUCUAAAGAUGGUGGGCUUACAGAUGAAGAACUUUCCUAUUGGUCAGCUCAUUACAAGCUGCCAGACAGUGAAACACCAGUCAUUCCUACCUCUGGAUUUCUUACUUUACCUGGAUGCAGGGCACAGACGGAGAAGGGCCUAUCAGAGAAAAGGUCCUUGUCCCUGUCAGAGUGGAUCCCAUGGCAGAAUAGGAAGCAGCAUAGUCAUCUCACUGGCCAUUCAUCAUCCACAGAAGACUUCGUGGAGCUGAUGCAGUUUUGUGAACUACAAGCCACUUUAGGAGAUGAAGACGUCUAUGGAUUGGAAAUGGAGACUUACCUGAAUGAAGAUGACAUCCUGAAAGAACCUAAUGACCAGAACACUGGCAUACUGAAGUUUUGUGCUUCAGUGACAGCACAGAAGACGGGCAAUAAAAAGGUCCAGGGUGACCAGAUGAAAUCAAAGCGACGCAGUGAAAAUCUGCCUGUGUUCAGCUCUCAGACUGAGUCAGACAGCGAAAGUGAUCUUCCAGGAUUUAGUGCAAAACAAAUUAAUGUGCUGGUUGACGUGAACAUGGAGGACGAAAUGGUGGACCAAAAUGACAAAAAUCUGCCAAAACAGUCAUCCUCUGGAGCCAAAGAGGCUGACAACAUUUCCAAGAGGGAUGAAAAAUGCAAAGAAAGGGGAAACAAGAAAUCAACAGUGUCUGCCCAGAAGGGUUCCCUUGUGAAGGAAGUGCCUCAUUGUUCCAAAAGGACAGGAAGCAUUGAGGGAGAAGCACCUGCAAAGAGGAAGAAAAAAAAGAGGAAAUCAGUUGAAACUGUUUCAGUGAUAACUGCCAUUAAUGGUGGUGACAGGGAAGAUUUCAUUGAAGAUGUACAUCAGACAAAUAUCCAAGUAAAUGUUGAUUGUAAAAAAGGAGACAUUCAUAAGAAUCAUGAUGUUGAAAUUGAACCAGAGAUGCACUCUGUCCAGUCUGAAAAUGAAAUUAAUAUUGAUCAUGACACCAAUAAAGAAGAGUCUGGUGUAAAUACUGAAGAGGAAAAUGACACUGCUGACUUAUUCCCAUUUUAUUUCUCUCAGAAGUGUUUCACAAAUCCAAAAACUGUUUUGCAUAAGGAUUCCAACUUGAAAUCUGAGUCAAAGGUGAAACCCGCUCCUUCUCUGGCUGAGAUGAGGGAAAUGUUCUCUCACAUGGACCACAAGGAACAGUUGUCUCCUGUAGAUGUACUGGAGCUGAUAGAUCAGUGGGAGAGGGAGAAAGUAGAGGUAACAGAAUCAGAUCUACCAGGUGUGAUGGAGGAGAGGGAAGAUGACUGGAGCAAUGCAUGGGAUAAAAAAGUAGACUGUAAGUCUCCAUUGCUUGUAGGAAAAACAGCUUCUGCAGAAUCCAGUAAACAACCUAUUAGACCUUCAGAAUCACAAGAGCACAGGGGACUGCAAAUGAGUUCUGUUUCAGACAAAAAUACUAAAAUCUCAGAACCAGAGUUUGAUCUCAGAAUUCCCAGUGACUGGUCACAUGAGUUGCCAUCAGAAAAUGAUAAUGGUUUCAACCCGACCAAGAUUUCCAAUUCUGAACUUAAAAAUGAAAUAUCAGAACCACUGAGUAACAUAUCUGAAGUUAAAACUAAAAUACUUGACUCUGAAGCUAAGAGUAAGUUUUCUGAUUUUAAGUCUGUUCUGGAUGUAAACAGAGACUGUUGGGAAGGUCUACCCCAAGAGGAAACUGCUGACUUUGAUCUCAGUGUUUGUGAUCUAUUUACUGAUGAAACUGAUGUUAAUGUCACUGACCAGAAAUGUGACAAUAAUUUGGGCAAAAUUGAACACAGGAAAAACAGUAUUUGUAAACCUUCAUUACUAAAGAAAAAGUCCAGUUCUCAUUUUCAGCAGAAAUUUGUAAAUGACCUGGAAUUUAACAAAGAAGGUGAUAAUUCAAACAGUAUGGACUUCUCAAAUAAUCUACUAUGUCUGACCACUAAUGUUAACCAUGCAAAAGCAAGUUCUGAACAAAGUGCCAGUGGAAGUUUAGAAAGUGCUCUAAAACCACAGUCUUGUUCUACUGCCACUGUGGACAGGAAGGACAAAAAGCAAGAGGACGCUACAAAUAGUUUGAUAGAUAACAAAUUAUUAUCACCAGAUAUUUCAGUCAAGGCACCUCAUUUUUCAUGUGACGGGCAGGCAAGCAGAACAAGCACCCCAAUUGUUAUUAACAAAUUUGUGACCAGAGUGAAACAAAAUAGCAGUUGUGCACCAGGCACUCCACUAAAAGAAGACCAGCAAGCUAACUUGUAUCAUGCUUCUUUCAAUGAUGAUGAGGAUGAUCUCUUGGCUGCUGUGUGUACACCAACUCAUCAUUCCAAAUCACACAAUGCCACUACCUCACAGUUCACUUUCACACAGGCCUUGAAGGCAGUGGAUGACAGUUUUGAGGUUGGAGGACACCAGAGCAUAGGUAACCAUGGGGAGGAAGGUAACAAAACUAGACUUGUUAAUGAUUUACAUUGUGUUGUCCAAAAAGAUGAGAAAUGGGCACUUAAAGAUGUUGAACCCAAAGUUAAUUUCACUGAUAAAGAGAACGUGGAUGAUUUGGAACCUUCAGAACCCCAGUUUGAUCUUGGGUUUGAUAUGCUGGAUGAUUCAGACCUUGAUGACGACGAUGUUAUUCCACCAUCACCAGAACAUUUGGUACAGACAUUGCAGUCAAGUAUGGCUACCAGGCUUGGAAAGGGCUUCCCUACUGGUCUCAGUAGUCAACAUUUUGGUACAGCAGUCAAGAACUUAGCUGAAAAAACUGUUGAAACAAAGAAUAUUGAUGAACAUUUUAAAAGAGGUGAUCAUGAGAUUGUUUCCCAAGAAUUGCUUCCAUCAUCACAAAAAUAUAGCAGUACUAUAAUGAAACGGGAUUCAAAAGUAGAUUUUUCCCAGGAGCCAUGCAAGAGAUCUAAAUUUUCACUUAAAAGAAAGAGUCGUAGCCUGGAGAAAGCUGAUCCAUCUUGUCUGGUGGCGCCAUCUUCCAGUCCUGCAGCAGACAUAGUCUUCGGUCCCCCAGUGGCAGUGGUAUCCCCACAGAGCCAUUUGGUGAAAUCCUCUUCAGAUUCAGAAGAAGAAAUUAUUGUAAGGACAAAAAGGAAGAAAGUGCUGAUGAUCCAGUCCCAAGAAGUCAAGUCAGAUACUGAGUGGAGUCCUAGUCCUCCCAAAAGGAAGCAUUUCCCAAGUAGAAGCAAGAUCUGUGAUGCAGUGACUGAUGAAGAAUCUCCAGUGGUCAAGCGGUCAGGCAGUAAGCCCAAUAAGCUGGCAUUUUUGUCCAGCUCAACUGAUGUAGAUGAUGAUGAUGAUUUCCAAGAUACAAAAGAAAAAUUUAAGAAACCAGAAAAUAUUCCAGUAAAGUCAGGAAAGAAGAAACACAAAAAAAAAAUCCAGUCAGCAGCCAAAGGUUUCCUGGAUGAGGAAGCAGUCCUCAGUGAUGAGGAGGCAGAACAUGUGUCCAGUGAUGAGGAUGUAGAGGAGGAGGACUGCUAUGAUCGAAGUUUUAUAAACGAUGCCUCCCAGUGUACCCAGGCUCCUUGCAAUGAUUCAGUUGAUAUGCAUGCUGUGUAUCUCAAGUCUGUACGUAGUCCUACACUGGGCAGAUACAAGCUGAAGUAUGACCACAGCCCUGAUAUCAAUGUCUACUCACAGAUGCCAGCAAAGGAAGAAGAGGAGUCACAAUACAUGGAGGACAGCUUCUGUGUUGGAAGUGAUUUUGAAGACACAGCCUUGACAGAGGAAGAUUCUUUUCUCCUGAAUGAUGAUGCAACUGAAAAGGAAAGGACCACAAAAAGGGGUACAAAAACCUCAAAGGAUAAUGUUGGAAGAGUCACUGUCCCAAAACGGCGGAGAGUGAUGCAGUUGGACAUAAGUUCCAGUGAUGAAGAGGAGGUUAAUGCUCCAAAAGAAGAUCAGAUUGAGGCAAUGACUUCAUAUAGGACACAUGCGGAAAAUGCAAAUAAAUCACCAUUUAAACCACACAUCCCUAUAGUAACAAGGGUUCAUACAUUUUCUGAAAAUGAGAAAAUGAAAGCACAUGAUGUUUUUAAAACACCAAGUUUGCUGGAAAGAUGCCAGCAGAGAAGACAGACAUACCAUGUUGGUAAGGAAACAGUCUCAUCGUUGACUUCAAGACAGUCCAAAGCUUUAACAGACUCGAUUUUAGGUACAGCUAGCACAGGUAGUACAUCAACUGCAGAUACAUUUACAGCAAACUGUCAGUCUGCAGUUGACAAAGCAAGGCAAGAGAGGCUAAGAAAGCAGAAGGAAAAACAACAAGAGUUUCAGAGAAAAUUGGCAGAGAAAAGAAAGCAGCAGGCAGCCAUGUCUAGUUUUGAUGAUUCUGAGACCAGUGGGACACGUCCUCCAGAUAAAUCUGACCCAGGAGUAAGUUUGUCUUAUCCCAAGGAGUCCGAUACAAUAAACAGCAUAUCAUCUCCUCCUCCUCAGGAAAGGAGUCCUUUUCAACUGGUCACAAGUCCUGGGUGUAAGAAGAGACCACCUGGCAAGCUUAUCAUAAUUGUGGAUUCUAAGGAAAUCAGUGGCGCCCAGGACUUGGUCUCAGACUUGCGCCUUAAGCACAAUGUCCAUGCAGUGGUGAGGCAACUCCAGGGCUGUGACUAUGUGGUCAGUAACAGGAUGGGGGUGGAGAGGAGAACCUGGUCUGACUUUGGCAAUGGAGCCCACAGAGCCAAGUUGGUAGAGCGGGUCAAGCGGCUGACCACUCUGUAUGAUAGACCAGUGGUCAUCCUGGAGAAGGACAGGGUUAAAACUGGGGAAGAGAAGAUGUCUAAAUCUUUCAUUCACAGUAAAUAUUUUGACAGCAUGCUUGCUUAUCUGGCCCAGACACAUAUCAAGGUCCUUUUCAGUGAAUCACAAGCGGAAUCUGCAGAACUGUUAGCCCUGCUCUCACAGCAAGAAGGCAAGAAAGAGAUGAGUAUUACUGCACCUACUGACCUCAGCAGACAACAAGAACAACUGCUGAAAUUGUAUCUCUCACUGCCUGCUGUAAACUAUGUUGAGGCUCUCAACUUGUGCCAUGGCUUCAAAAGCUUCACUGAACUUGUUAAUAGCUCCAUCAUAAGUAUCCAGUGGAAAGGGAAGAUGUCAGCCGACAAGGCUGCCCAAGUAUAUCAUUAUUUACACCACCAUUUUGACCUACAGAUGACAAGCAAGUGAUCACUUGACUAAAAUGGAAGUCAACUGGGGAAUUGUUAACUAAUCUGAAUGUAAAAAUACAUAAUCAGACCUUUCUUGUGGCACUUUAAAAUCAUGGUAUCAUUAUACAUAUCAACUUCGCAGUAAGUGCUGAAAAUAGUGUGAGGUUACAUGUAUCUUAAUACACCAGGUUAAUGUUUCAAUUGAUACAAGAACAUUUCCUCACAUAGGGUUUGCCUCUGUAAGAGGUGUAUUGCAUUUAUUGCCCAGUAGAGAACAUUGAAGAAGAAAUUAUUUCAGUAUAUUUGGAGACCUAAGAUCUCCAUAUGGCUGACUAUAAAUUUAAAAAGAAUAUUUGCAUGACUUUCUUACAUAUUCAUUGUGCAAUAAAUCAACUGGUGCUAUGUCAAGUCAAUAAAUAUA